AUGACAGAUCAAGAUAAGAAACCGUCUCAAGAAGAAACACCACAUCCGCCUCCCCAAACAAAUACCAAUCAGAAGCCUGCCCAGCCUGCUCAAAAUAAACCUGCACCUGAGUAUUCAAAUUCUUAUAAUAAUGGGUCAAGUUAUACUGCCAGAACUGGGCGUUCAAGCCAGAACUAUAACAAACCAUACCAAUCUAGAAAUGGAAGUGGGUAUAACAAGAAUAAGUACAAUAACCCGAACAACAAUUAUAAUGGACAAUAUUACAAUAAAUACAAUAAUACAAUAAAUGGAUAUAGAGGUACAAGGGAUCAAUUGAAUGCUGGCUCAAUGGGCUGGCAAGGGUAUUAUGCUCCACAGGUUCUUUACAUGCCACAACAGAUGAUGCCAAUAAAUAAUGCCGGAAUGAUGGAAGUAUCCCCAAUUCCUUCCUUACCCACUACAGAAGGUAGAGCAGGAAGUGUUUCACCACAGAGAAAAAAGAUUGAAAUUACUACUAAAUCCGGUGAACAUUUGGAUUUGGAUGAAAUUCGUAAAUCAAGAGGAGAACAUUCUUCAAAACAAAGCUCUCCUGCUAUUCCUAUAUCUACCAAGGAUUCUAUUGAUAAGAAGUUAGAGAAUCCUUUCUUAAAAUCAAAGACAUCAUCUCCGGCUUUGCCAUCUUCACCAAAGGCCUCAACCCCAGAAGCGUCCAAUGAAGGACCAUCAAAGGUCGCUACUGAAACUGUAAAUAACACAGAACCUGUGGAAGAAAAGAUAACAGAUGCUGAAAAAACAAGAAAGCAAUUCUUAGAACAAGUUAGACUUCGUAAGCUGGCGUUAGAGAAAAAGAAAAACGUGGACGUUAAUGAAACUUCAAAACCUGUUGAGAAAGAAAAAGUACAGGUACCUGUGAUGAAGGAGGAAGAGAAAGUAAAAGAGCCCGAAGUUGUAGAAGGUGAAAAAGUGGAAGAACCCGAGAAACCUUCUGAACCAAAGGAGGACAUUGAUGAGCCAGUUAAAUCCUCAGAUUUGGAAACUAAAAUUGUAACAGAAAGUCAAGAAACGGUUGUUGAAACUCCAGUAAUUGAUGAAGUAGAGACCGAAUCAAAGACUGAAGCUGCCGAAGUAUCUGAAACUAAGGAAGAAACGGUAACUGAAGCUGACGAUGUGGCUGAAGAAACUCAUAUAUCUAUGACAGAUUUGCUUGAAAAAUUGAAAACAGCUAAGCCUAUUGAUGAUGUCUACUCUUUCUCAUAUCCAGCCGAACUUGUCCAACCUGAAGUUAAAUACCAAAAAAAGAAUGUCAAAUACACUUACGGACCAGCGUUUUUAUUACAAUUUAAAGAUAAAAUUAAGGUGACCCCAGAUACUGAGUGGAAGGCAAGUACACAAUCUAAGAUUGUUAUUCCUCCAGGUAUGAACAGAUCAUUUAGACCAAGGGAUGGAAGCUCAAACGUUCGAUUCAAUCAAAACCAAGGCCCUGGUGGCCGUGAUUUCAGAAGUGGUUCAAUGAGGAAUGAUAUGUCUAGAAGAAUGGACUCAAGAACCAUGUCAUCUAAGAGAAAUAAAUCAUCAAGAAGGGGUGGAAUGGAUGAUAGAAGAUCCAAUAGAUCAUCUUACGUUUCAAGAAAAGACCGUGAGUUGCAUGGAUAUGAUGAAAAACCAAAAGAAGAAGUGGCUCCAUUUGUACCAAGUGCCAAUAGAUGGGUUCCAAAAUCUAAGGUCAAAAAAACAGAAAAGAAAUUUGCACCUGAUGGAGUUACAGAAUUGUUAGACAAGGAAGAGGUCGAAAGAAAGAUGAAAUCUCUAUUAAACAAAUUAACUUUAGAAAAAUUUGAUCCGAUUUCAAGUGAGAUAUUAACCAUUGCUGAACAAUCUAAAUGGGAAACUACUGGUGAAACUUUGAGCUUAGUUAUUGAACAAAUAUUCCUUAAAGCGUGUGAUGAACCCCAUUGGUCUUCCAUGUAUGCACAAUUAUGUGGUAAGGUUGUCAAAGAACUGAAUCCUGAUAUUAUUGAUGAAAAUAAUGAAGGAAAGAAAGGUCCAAUGUUGGUCUUGCAUUACUUGGUUGAUAGAUGCCAUACAGAGUUUCAAAAGGGUUGGACCGAUAAAUUACCAACUAACGAGGAUGGUAGUCCACUAGAACCUGAAAUGAUGUCUGAUGAAUAUUACCAAGCAGCAUCUGCUAAGAGAAGAGGUUUAGGUUUGGUACGUUUCAUUGGGUAUUUGUAUCGUCUGAAUUUGUUAACAGGUAAGAUGAUGUUUGAAUGUUUCCGUAGAUUGAUGAAGGAUUUAACGGAUAAUCCAUCAGAAGAUAUCUUAGAAUCAGUAGUUGAACUGCUAACCACAGUAGGGGCACAAUUCGAGAAUGACCAUUUUAGAGCUGGUAAUGCAACCCUUGAGGGUUCUGCAUUAUUGGACAGUUUGUUCCAAAUUAUACAGACAAUUAUUGAUGGAGGAGCUGUGUCAAACAGAAUUAAGUUUAAACUAAUUGAUAUUAAGGAAUUAAGAGAGAAAAAACAUUGGAAUAGUGAAAAGAAGGAUAGUGGUCCAAAGACAAUUCAACAGAUUCAUCAAGAAGAAGAAGCUGCUCGUCAAUUAAAGAGUAACUCGAGAGCAAGUUCUAGACGUGUGAAUCACUCAACGUCUGGAAGCAAUAGAAACACAUAUAAGAGAGAUUAUCCAUCGUCAAAUAAGGAAAGGUAUAAUUCUGCGAGGGCACCAUCAACUAGACAUAACCCUAGACAAGCACCAAAGGAAGAGCAGCGUUCACCAGCACCUGCUGCAACAAAUAUGUUUGAUGCUUUGAUGGAUGCAAACGAGGAUGAUUGA
Messenger RNA from Naumovozyma castellii, 2811 nucleotides. RefSeq names its product translation initiation factor eIF4G. Lineage: Eukaryota; Fungi; Ascomycota; Saccharomycetes; Saccharomycetales; Saccharomycetaceae. The transcript has a single exon. The coding region runs from base 1 to 2811 and encodes 936 amino acids. The record is from RefSeq and is a predicted model, not a curated record.